UCUCUCCCCUGCUUCUUUUGCUCAUCUUAAGUGGCAUAAGCAGUGAACCUCUAACCACAGCCAUCAGCCACUUCCUACACGCAAAUCCAUGAGCAGAGCAGCAGGAGAAUCAACACAUCAGCAAGCAUUACUCUCUUGCUGAACAUAAAAAUAGAAGAGGUACUUAUUCCAUAUCCUCUUCUUCCUUCACUCUGAAGUCUCUCCUUCAAAGAUGCCUCUGCUCCCAUACCACUACCCUCUGAAGCUUCUCUUAUCUCAUCUCCUCUCCCUUUCCUAAGCCUUGUAUGCUUCUCUGCACACUUAACACUCCAUUUCUGUCCUCCAUCCUUCGAACUCCAAUGACCACAAGACCAUGUCCAACUAGAAGAUCCGAGAAGAAGAAACCUCAGGAGAUGGACCCUGUUCCUCUGUUACUUGUUACCCUGUUAGCUCUUCUAAGUUCUUGCACUUGCACUACGCUUCAGAGUGAUGCCUUAGCGUUAGCUUCUAUAAGAGAAGGAUUCCAUGGUUCCACCCCAGAACUAGAGAGCUGGAACACUUCCAAUGUGGUCUUCGUCUGCUCGUGGUUCGGAGUCCGGUGCGAGCACGAUCGCGUCGUCGGGAUCGAUAUCUCCGACCUCAACAUUUCCGGCUCCGUUCCGGUCGAGAUCUCUGGCAUCGACUCCCUUGUCAACCUCUCCCUAUCCGGGAACCAUCUCCAAGGUGAGAUCACGGUGGCGAACUUGCCUAGUCUCCGAUACCUCAACAUCUCUUCCAAUCAGUUCAACGGCGGGCUCGAUUGGAACUACACCAGCCUGCCGAGCUUGGAGGUGUUCGACGCCUACGACAACAACUUCACGGCCUCGUUACCGCUCGGCAUCGCAGAUUUGAGGAGGCUCAAGUACCUGGACCUCGGUGGCAACUACUUCACUGGAAGAAUCCCGGCGACCUAUGGAAGCUUAGCUGCUUUAGAGUACCUCUCGCUGAACGGCAAUGAUCUCCGAGGUCGAAUUCCCAGCGAACUGGGCAAUCUCACAGGCCUCAAGCAGCUCUACUUGGGCUACUACAAUGUGUUCGACGGCGGCAUUCCUGUCGAACUCGGGAAGUUGGUCAAUCUAGCCCAUCUCGACCUGUCGAGCUGCGGCCUCGGCGGCGGAAUUCCCCACCAGAUCGGCUACUUGACCAACCUCGACACCCUCUUCCUCCACACCAACGAAUUAUCCGGCCCGCUGCCGCCGUCACUCGGGAACCUCACGAGGCUGGUCUCGCUCGACCUGUCCAACAACGAGCUCACAGGAGAAGUCCCGCAGCAGCUCGCCGCGCUCACCGAGCUGAGCCUCCUCAACCUCUUCAUGAACCGGUUGCACGGGCCGGUGCCGGAGUUCGUCGCUGAGCUGCCCAAACUGGACACUCUCCAGCUCUUCAUGAACAACUUCACCGGCGGCAUACCACAGAAGCUCGGCGCCGGCGGCCACAUCAGCGUGCUCGACAUUUCGUCGAACAGGUUCACCGGUAAGAUCCCCUCAAACCUCUGCCCGUUCAACAGGCUCAAAGUCCUCAUCCUCUUGAGGAACUCCUUUUGUGGUCCCAUCCCUGAGAGCUUAGGCGAGUGUUUGAGCCUAACCAGAGCGAGGCUCGGUCAGAAUUAUCUCAAUGGAAGCAUCCCUUCCGGCCUCCUCUACUUGCCACGGCUCAACCUAUUAGAGCUCCAAGCCAACUACCUCUCCGGUCCAAUCCCAGAGAACUCUGACCCUGACCAGAGUCCGACCGAGUUGGUCCAACUCAACCUCUCAGAUAAUUCACUCACUGGACCUCUUCCCUCCUCGAUUCGCAACCUAUCUUCCGUCCAAACCUUGCUAAUUAGCGGCAAUCGAUUGACCGGUCCGGUCCCCGGUUCGAUCGGCUCGUUGCGCCAUGUGGUCAAGCUCGACCUUAGCCGCAAUGGCCUAUCGGGCUCGAUCCCGCCGGAGGUCGGAGCUUGCCGCCAGCUCACCUACCUCGAUCUGAGCCAGAACAACCUCUCCGGCCCCAUCCCGCCGGAGAUCGCCGGAAUCGGGAUACUGAACUAUCUGAAUCUAUCGCGCAAUGGAUUGAACGGGCCGAUUCCGAGGUCGAUCGCGGCGAUGAGGAGCCUCACCGCCGCCGAUUUCUCCUUCAACGACCUCUCCGGCAGGCUGCCGGACUUGGGGGAGUUGGCUUUCUUGAAUGCCAGCGCCUUCUCCGGCAACCCCAAGCUGUGCGGGCCGGGUUUCGGCAACCCGUGCGACGACGCGGCGGGCGCGGCCCGGUCUGGGCACUCCCAUGGCGAUUAUAAGCUGAUCUUCGCACUGGGGCUUCUGCUGUGCUCGCUCGCGCUCGGGCUCGCGGCAACGGUGCGGGCCCGGUCGCGCCGCGGCGGUACGUGGCGCCUCACCGCGUUCCACGAGGUGGAUUUCGGCGCGUCGGAUGUGCUGGGGUGCAUGAAGGACGCUAACGUGGUGGGGCGUGGCGGUGCCGGGGUGGUGUACCGGGGAAGGACCCGCUCCGGCGGCGCGAUCGCGGUGAAGCGGUUGGCGGCGCUGGGAUCGGACGGCGGGUUCGGCGCCGAGAUCCGGACGCUGGGGAGCGUCCGCCACCGGAACAUCGUCCGGCUGCUCGCCGUCUGCUCCGACUCUGCCACCAACGUGCUGGUGUACGAGUACAUGACCAACGGGAGCUUGGGGGAGGCGCUGCACGGGAAGGGCGGCGGGCACCUGAGCUGGGGCCGUCGGUACAGGAUAGCGGUGGCAGCGGCCAGGGGCUUAUGUUACCUCCACCACGACUGCAGUCCGAUGAUAGUGCACCGCGACGUGAAGUCCAGCAACAUCCUGCUCGACGCGAAGUUUGAGGCACACGUGGCGGAUUUCGGGCUAGCCAGAUUCUUGCAGGACGACAAUGGUGGGUCCGAGUGCAUGUCUGCCAUCGCUGGGUCCUACGGAUACAUCGCCCCGGAGUAUGCCUACACUCUCAAGGUGGACGAGAAAAGCGAUGUCUACAGCUUCGGGGUGGUGCUCCUGGAGCUCAUCACCGGCCGGCGCCCGGUCGGGGACUUUGGGGACGGCGUCGACAUAGUUCAGUGGGUCAAGAGGGCCACCGCCUGCAGAAGAGAGAACGCCGCAAGCAUCGUGGACUGCAGGCUGAGCAGUGUGCCGACGGAUGAAGUCAUGCAUGUCUUCUUCGUCUCGAUGCUGUGCGUCCAAGAGAACAGCGUGGAGAGGCCAACCAUGAGGGAGGUGGUGCAGAUGCUCUCCGAGUUCCCUCACCACGUUACGGACGACCAAUGUCCACUCCCAUCAUCUCCUCCUCCUCCUCCUCCUGGAGAAGACGGGAGCGGAGCCGACAAGGAGGCCACAAGCUACGAGCUCUGUCCUGAUCUCUUGACCCAAUGCAAGCUAUUUCCUCAGAAUUGAAUGGAAUUUGGCAAGGAAAGGCUUGGAAUAACGGUGCUUUUUUCCCAGUUCAACAUGUGUACAGGGUUUUGCUGGAUGCAGAGUAAGCAUGACAGCAUCGUCACGCAGCUCUAUUCGGGUCCAUGUACAAUACAGUCUUCCAUGAUAGCAUUUGGCUUUUGUAAUC
Messenger RNA from Musa acuminata subsp. malaccensis (wild Malaysian banana), 3573 nucleotides. RefSeq names its product leucine-rich repeat receptor-like serine/threonine-protein kinase BAM3. Gene Ontology annotation, molecular function: protein kinase activity; ATP binding; protein binding. Gene Ontology annotation, biological process: protein phosphorylation. The record is from RefSeq and is a predicted model, not a curated record. Lineage: Eukaryota; Viridiplantae; Streptophyta; Magnoliopsida; Zingiberales; Musaceae.